AUGACCAGUAGUAGCAGUCUUUUGACCAGCCCUGUUCACUGCAAGCAGACAUGUGCUUACCUGAACAAAAAUUCCAUGUCUGGCGCCCGGAAAACAGAGGCUCUCGAGGAAGCUGAGUCUUGCGUCUCGAGCCUCGAGGAUCCAAAAACCAUCACAGAGGAUGACAGGAAGAACAAGAGUAGUAAGACGGAGAAUAGAGACAAAAGAGAAGAAAUUGAAGAAGAUAGAGAAGAAGAAGAAGAAGCAGAUGAAGAAGACGAAGCUGAGAUUCGAGAAUCCUUCGCUAAUCCAGGCAGCAUCAGUGGCGUUGAGGCUUCUCCCGAGUACAGAGCCUCGAGCACCUUACUCUCCGUGGAAAACCUGAGAGGAAAACCUCUGCUUGACACGCAGAUUUGGGUAAAUGCUGGCAAUAGAUAUCUCCUUCCUGUUAAUCUUAACUCCGGCGUCACCCUUCGCUGGUGCUUCUCAGCCGAGCCUAAGAGUGUGUGCUUCGCCAUCCUGCAUCAACCGGAAGCCGAAGAGAAGUUCAAUGGAGCGAAAAACGACCAAGAGAGACACCAAGAGAGAGACCGAGAGAGAGACAGAGAGCAAGACCGAGAGAGAGACAGAGAGAGAGGCCAAGAAAGAAACCAAGAGAGACACCAAUUGAGAGACCAAGAAAACGACCAACCACCCGCCUCGUCCUCCACCUUUCCCUCGAUCGCCCCCUCUUCAUCCACUUUACCUCCAUCCUCCUCCACCUCCUCUACCUCCACCUCCUCCACCUCCCUCCACCGCGUCCUCAUCCCCACUACCCGUGUGGCCUCAGCACAGGGAACAGCCAGGAAGGGGAAACUCAGCACCAAACAACCAGCAGUCUACACUUUCCUCUUCGAUAAUUCUUAUGCCAGGUUGGUGUAG
This is a messenger RNA of Penaeus indicus, 900 nucleotides long. RefSeq lists its product as uncharacterized. Bases 1 to 900 code for a protein of 299 amino acids. The record is from RefSeq and is a predicted model, not a curated record. Lineage: Eukaryota; Metazoa; Arthropoda; Malacostraca; Decapoda; Penaeidae. The transcript has 5 exons.